AUGUCAAGGCUGCAUGAAUUUCGUGUUCUGCAAGGGAAGAUUGGGAAUAGUGGAGCUGGUGCUAUUAGUAUGACUCGGUGGGUAGCUCCCUCUGUGGGCUGUUUUAAAGUCAAUGUAGAUGGUUCUUUCUUUCAAGCUUCUGAAAAAGGGAGCACUGGUUUUGUUGUCAGGGAUUGGCAGGGCUCAUUUAUAGCAGGAGGAGGUAAAUCUCUUUCGGGUUUACUAUCACCUGAACAUGUGGAAGUUGUAGCCUACAAACAAGCCAUUGAGUUUGUAGUUACAAAUCAUUAUUUGCCAGCUAUUGUGGAGACUGAUUCGCAAUUGGUGUAUCGACAAUUGCUUAGCCGAGAGGGGAGCAACUUGUCCAUCUUGGGACGUGUUUAUGAUGAUAUGGAGUAUAUUUUGGAUGCUUAUGCAAAUCUGUGCGUAGUCCAUACAAAGAGAAGUGCAAAUAGGGUGGCACAUCUGAUGGCUGCUCAUACUAGGACUCUCCCUAUGGAGACUUUUUAUUUUUCUUCCCCUUCUUUUUUACAAGCUGCAUUAGUAGCUGAAGUUGUGUAA
Molecule: messenger RNA, 561 nt
Organism: Rosa rugosa (rugosa rose)
Lineage: Eukaryota; Viridiplantae; Streptophyta; Magnoliopsida; Rosales; Rosaceae
Exons: 1
Coding region: 1-561 (186 amino acids)
Molecular function (GO): RNA-DNA hybrid ribonuclease activity; nucleic acid binding
Source: RefSeq, a predicted model, not a curated record